This is a messenger RNA of Thalassophryne amazonica, 4292 nucleotides long. Its product is annotated as Na(+)/H(+) exchange regulatory cofactor NHE-RF3-like. Gene Ontology annotation, biological process: protein localization to plasma membrane. Bases 187 to 1509 code for a protein of 440 amino acids. Lineage: Eukaryota; Metazoa; Chordata; Actinopteri; Batrachoidiformes; Batrachoididae. Gene Ontology annotation, molecular function: signaling receptor binding; protein-membrane adaptor activity. The record is from RefSeq and is a predicted model, not a curated record. The transcript is spliced from 8 exons. Gene Ontology annotation, cellular component: apical plasma membrane.
UAGUUUAAUAGUGAUUCAAGGAAUCCAUAUGGAGAAUUCUAGGAUGUUUUUCAGCAAUAAAUACAGAACUGUACAAAAUGUCCUUUUAGCCGUUUUAGGGGCCCUGGGGGGCCGAGGUACCGUGAACCUUCAUCCAAGGGACCAAAAAACCCCAACAACAACAACAACACUUAAUUUAAAACUGAAAUGUUUCCACAUGACAACAUUCCCUUCACCUACUAUUCUUACCUUGUCUGUUUUCACUGCUCCUCUUACUUUAGUUUUACAUUCAACCCAAAAGAAGGCAUUGACAAUCCAGCCCUGGUUAUUACUGAUGACCCUGAGCCGGAUCAGAGUCUUGUGCCUAGACUGUGUCAGCUGAAGCGUCAAGAGGGACAAAGCUUUGGUUUCUACCUGCAAAAAGAAAAGAACAAUCAAGGUUUUGUGAUCAGAGAUGUGGAGCCCUGGAGCCCUGCUAAGCACAGCGGGCUGAACGAUGGGGACAAAGUGCUGGAGGUCAAUGAUGAAUAUGUGGAAGACAUGGACUUUCCAAAGGUGGUGAGCAAAAUCCAGUCAUGUGGUUUGUAUCUGUUCUUGCUGGUGCUGAGGAAAGACGAGUACGACCAGGCAGUUUCUAUGAGUGUGAACCUGCGGUCACUGGCCUCAGUGUCCAAAGGGGACCACUGGUCCAGACCCAGACUGUGUCAUGUUACCACACAGCAGCAGCACAGUCUUGGAAUGACCAUCAGAUCAGUGGAAGAUGUGUGUUCAGGUAAGAGAGGCCAGUACAUCCUGAGCACCGUGACUGACGGUCCAGCAGAGAAGGCCGGCAUCCGUAACGGAGACAAACUGGUGUGGAUCAACGGCAUCAAGGUGUCGAUGCUCACACGCUCUAUCCUCAGCAGAAUGGUGAAGCGGAGUGGAGGCUCAGUGACUGUGCUGGUCAUCGACCGUCACAGUGAAUCCUCUUACAUCAGGAGGAACAUGCCCAUCUUGCCAGUUUUGGCAGAAUGCUGUAGCCUUCCUCACAGAGCCAAAACCAUGCACAUGGUUAAAGGGCAGGAUGGAUACGGAUUCUUCCUGCGACAGGAAAAGCUUGCAUUUACACGACGCAUGAUUCAUGUCUUACGCGAGGUGGAUUCGGGGAGUCCAGCUGAGCAGGCUAGGAUGAAGGAUGGAGACCGGCUGCUGGCCGUCAACGGGGAACCUGUUGAGUGCCUGGAACAUGAUGAAAUUGUCCAAAAGAUUCGGAGCAGUGGUGAUCGAGUCAGUCUCACUGCAAUAUCUUCAGAAGGAAGAGACUUUUACAGAGGAUUGGGACUUUCUCCCCUUCUGUUCAGUGAGGAUUCUAUACUCCACGUUAACGGUGUGCAGCCUGUGUCAAACUGUGACAUCAACCAGAGUGAAAAUCCAAUGAGAACUGGAAAUGGAGGCACAUUAGAUCACACACUGUCUGUGAGGGACAAGGAAGAGACCGACUUUGAGGUCCCAACAGUAUCAUGGAGAAGUAAGAACUUUAAACAUGCCUAAAAUAGAAUUUCAUGAAGAACAACCAGAGGUCCCAAAACCUGUAACUGAUCAGAUUUACACAUCAGAGCAAACAACAAAAGACUCUGCCUGUGUUGUAGUGAUCGACUGCAAACCUUUAGUUCAGUUGCCAAUUUUCCUGCUAACCUUUCAGGUUACGGUGAUGGAGUGCGCUCUUACAGGUAUACCGCCACUGUGCUUUCUUAUAUUUAAGUUAUAAAAAGAAUUUUCUUUGGAACCACUGUAAUUUUAUUUAUUAGCCUUUAAUAGGGGAUUCAUAACAUGACAUUGCCAGUAUGACCAAAAUUUGUGUUUGGAAAAAAAAGAGUUCCCCUGAAGGGGAAAAUUUCAAAAGAACAAACAGCCAUGAACUACUGAUGGCAGCGACCUUUACAUUCUGUGAUAGCAACAUUGUGAAUCACAUGGGAGCUUCCCACGACUUGCGCGAGGGAUGCUGGGAGGUACACACCGAUAGCCAAUUAGAGCACAGAAAGCCCAGUGACAUCUGUUGGCUGGUCUCUUGAACAAAACUAUUCAAAAUGGUGGAAAACACUCAGAACCAGCUGCAUUUCUGUAUGAAUUUAACAUGUAGCUCAUAUGUUUUGUAAAGGUUAGCGGGAAAUAAGCACUUCUAAAUCUACCAAAGCUGUUUUUGAAAUUAGAUAACACCUCUGAAGUGAUUUACAAAAAUCUUAUGGUCGCUAGCGUGCACAAGGCAUGCAUGCACGUCACAUGAGGUCAAAGGUAACUUCUGGUCAUUUCAAAACCUCAUGCAUGCGUGCACGCAUUAAAAGGAAAAUUAAAUAUUCUUGUGGAAUUCCCCCCAGGUGAAUGUCUUCUUCAUUAAAAUGAGCUGUAACAUUUCAAAAACUGAGUGUAAUAACUGGGAUUUCAAUAGAAACUCAGUUUUGACUGAAAUUUUAAAGGGCGUAUAGCCUUAAAGGUGGAUGAUAUCGCCUUUCUAACUGAUGCUGUCAUGAUCUUGGUUUUUGUUUUGAUCCCUUUUCUUCUUGUUUCUGUCCUGUGUCCAGUUUAGCCAUUGUAAUUCCUGUUUUUUUUUUUUAAUGUUCAAAAUUUAUUUCCUACAUUUUCAGAGCUCAGAAUUCUUUCAUGUUCAUAGUUUAUUUCUUGUGUUCACUAUUUAUUUUUUAAGUGUUUACUGUUCUGGUUAAAUUCUGUUUUAGUCAUUUUGUGCUUACUUCCUGUUUUACUUUGACAGUGACUUCCCCCGGCUCAGUCAAUUCAAACCCUGCUUUUGCAUUUCGCUGUGCUAGUUUGUCUGCCUCAGUUGGAUUUCAUGGACUUUGACCUCUGAUCUGUUGUCAGUAAGCGUCUUGUUAAGUGCUUUGCAAAAGUAUUCACCUUCUUGCACUUUUACAUGUUUUAAUUUGUUUAUGCUGUGUCAAACACAAAAAGUAAUCCAGGCUUUUCUAUAUUAAAAUUUCAAAAGUUAUCCACCUUACACAGAAAUUGAACGCAAAUCUCUACAAUUUAAUAUGAAUUAAAUAAAAAUAUCAAAGUCAAGAUGAUGGGUUGCAUAAGUAUAAUGCCACCCUUUAGUUUAACACAUGUAAAUAAUCAGUCUUAUUGCCAAUGUUCUUCAAGUUAGGGGAUGGAUACAUGAACAUUUCCAAGUCACUGAAUAUGUCUUGAACUUUAUUUACAUCAGUUAUGAAGAAAUACAAACAGUAUGGCACUCUAUGAUAGAUCUAUGUGGAGCAGACAGUUCUCAAAAACUGUGACUGUGCAAGAAGGAGAAGAGUGAGGAAAGCCACCAAGACACCCAGAGAAGUUACAUUCUUCUCUGGCUGCAACUGGGGAAUCUGGAAAUAGGGCAGGUUUUAUAUUUGUAUCACCAGUUACACAAUGUCAUGCAGCAGAAAAGGAUUUUCUAAAAAAAAACAAACAAACAAAAAAAACCAGACUUGAAAGUUCAACUACAGUCUGCCAGGAGGCACAUGGGAGACUCAAGCCCAAAUUUGAACUGUUCCUUUUUAUGAAAGUUCUCUAUUCCACUCCACUCCACUAUGAACCUGUGAGUGGUGAUGCAACAGGCCAAAUGUGUCCUGUGGACAGUCUCUCCAGUCUCACACACACAAGCCUAUAAUUCCUUCAGAGCUGUUCAAGUUGUUGGCUUCCCUCACUAUUUUCCUUUUUCAUGGUCACUCACAUUUGGAGAACUGCCUACUCCACACAGAUUUAUCCUGCAAUAUCAUACAGUUUGUAUUUUUUAAUGUCUGAUAAUAAAUAAAGUCCAAGACAUAUUCAAUAACUUGGAAAUAUUAAUGAUUUCCAUGUGUUAUACCAAAGGGUGCCAUUACUUAUGCAGCCCAUCAUCUUAGCCUUGGUAUUUUUAUUUAACGCAUAUUAAGUUAUAGACCUUUGUUUUCAGUUUUAGUGUAAGGAGGAUAACUUAAAAAAAAAAAAAUCCAAUAUAGGAAAUUUUAAAUUACUUUUUGUAGACUGGUGCUGAAAUCUUGUGACACUUUCAGGUAUUUUUGGGACAAAGUUGGCAACCAGUCUUAUUUUGUCCAUUUGGGUGUGCUGAAUUCAAAUCUGCCACAUGACAAACUAUCUGACCUGUUGACCUCCAGAGGUCAUUGAACUUUGUGACCCUAAGCGCCCCAUCGGAACCCACACUCUAAAAAAGAAACUGCUGCCUCAGCGAGAAAAAUUGAUGCAACAAUUUGCAUAAAUGGACUAUUUUUAUACAGCGCUUUUCCAUCAGCAUCAGACACUCAAAGCGCUUUACAAUUAUGCCUCACAUUCACCCAAACACACUCACU